CUGCGCAGCAGUUGCCCCUGGCCAAACUUCACCCAGCGAUCGCCAGAGGCCCCGGCAGCCCGCCAAGUGCUUCCAAAUCUCCCUUACGCAAAACCAGAAUCAGCCGGUGCCUCGCACACAUGGGCAGAGCGCGCCGACUUGCAAGCGGCCAGAGAUGGGCCGGCGGUGCAGGGAGUUGGUGGAGGAAGAUCACGCCGAGGCGAAGUGCCCUGGGGACAAAAGGGCAACGCUCGGGGGUCGAGGCCGGCGGGGGAAUUAAGCCCCCACCCACUCCCGACCCCGCUUCCCUGCGUCCCUCCCCCGACACGGGCGAGGAGAGCUCCGGGCGGGCGCCUUGCUGAAGAUGCCACUCCAGACUGCAGCAGUCCCGGGGACUCCGCCGCGGGAAGCAGCAGCAGCAGCGGAUCCGCCGCGCUCGAGAGGCGCCCGGGAGUAAGCGCGGCUCCCUCCGGGGAUACUCAGUGGAAAAUGUACGCCAGUCGCGAAGAUGUUGGCUAUGAUUUUGAAGAGGAUUCCAAAGACAGGGAGAAGAAGCUUAUGGCGAAUCCAGAUGUUGAUGGUGGAUGGGCUUGGAUGAUUGUCCUUUCUUCUUUCCUGGUGCACAUACUCAUCAUGGGAUCACAAAUGGCCCUUGGUGUUCUCAACAUGGAAUGGCUUGACGAAUUCAGCCAAAGUCGAGGCCUGACAGCGUGGGUCAGCUCCCUUAGUAUGGGUAUAACCUUGAUUGUAGGUCCUUUUAUCGGUUUGUUCAUUAACACCUGCGGUUGCCGGAAGACAGCAAUAGCUGGAGGGAUCUUGACUGCUGUAGGAUGGAUACUGAGUUCCUAUGCCUCAAAUGUACAUUACCUCUUUAUAACGUUUGGGGUUACAGCUGGUGUUGGGAGUGGGAUGGUAUACCUGCCUGCUGUGGUCAUGGUAGGCGAAUACUUUGAGAAGAGAAGAGCACUUGCCCAGGGACUCAGCACAACUGGGACGGGGUUCGGUGCUUUCCUGAUGACAGUUCUGCUGAAAUACCUUUGCAUGGAGUUCGGCUGGAGGAACGCAAUGUUCAUCCAGGGAGCGGUCUGUCUGAACCUGUGUGUUUGUGGAGCGCUCAUGAGACCAGUUUAUUACAAAGAGGAAGCCGCUGAAAAAAGCGGAGAGGGAAACGUCAGCAAGAGCCAUGCAAAAGCUCUCUCUUGCUCUGCAGAAACACUGGCAUCCAAUGGCAUCUUACAGGAAGAAGCAAAAGAAGGGCAAGGUAAGGAGGAAAAGUCUGACAUUUUUUCAGACUUGGAAAACAAAGAUGCAACCAGACACUGGAAGAAUAUCUAUGCUCUUUGCGUGCUGAAGAGGGUGAGUCAGCUGACUCUUACAAUCCAGAAAGGCUUUCGGACCUGGUAUUCUAGUUACUUUGGCGCUGCAUCCCUCUUCACCAACAGAAAGUUUGCAGCCUUUGUGUUUUGGGCCUUAUUUGCAUACAGCACUUUUGUUAUCCCUUUUAUCCAUCUUCCGGAAAUAGUGAAGCAAUACGGCCUAUCUGCACAGAACGAUGUAUUCCCUUUGACCUCAAUUAUUGCCAUUGUCCAUAUUCUUGGCAAGGUCAUCCUUGGCAUCAUUUCUGAUUCACCCUGCGUCAGUGCUUGGAAUGUCUUCAUGGCAGCCAACUUCACUCUCGUCUUCUGCAUUUUUGUUUUACCACUAAUGCACACAUAUGCUGGGCUCGCUGUGGUCUGUGCCCUAAUAGGAUUUUCCAGUGGAUAUUUUUCACUCAUGCCUGUUGUUACUGAAGAUUUAGUUGGGAUUAAGCACCUCGCAAAUGCCUAUGGAAUCAUCAUAUGUGCUAAUGGGAUUUCAGCACUCCUGGGACCACCUUUUGCAGGCUGGAUUUACGACCUGACACAAAAAUAUGACUUUUCUUUCUACAUAUGUGGCUUGCUUUACAUGGUGGGAAUCCUCACUUUGCUCAUACAGCCUUGUAUUGGAAAGAUAAAGCCAUCACCGGCAAAAAACAGAGAAGGUGGAAAAGUAUAGCACAAUGUACUGAGAGCUUUUUUAAACAGAACGUCAUUUCAUCAUUUGGUUUUCCGGAAAUGGUACCAAACAGUACAUCUAAUGGGACCAGCUGGAGUGAAAGUCAACAUCUUUGGACAGUAAAUAAAGCUCACACUGCCACUAUCAACGGACUAGUGGAAACAAGACUACAGCUGGUAGUUUUAUUGGCACCUUUUCAAAAGCUGAACAUCCAACUGACAUAAUGGUGCAGCUUUGAUCAGUAGCUGAAAAUCAGUUCUAUUGUUAUUCACAGAGGUUUGACACAAGCACAAUUCAGCAGACUGGAAUGCAGUUACUCCUUAUUUACGCUAACAGGGGGAAAAGGGGGGGGGGGGAAUAAUUAGCCCCAUUAGGAAUCACACAUAUGAGAAUCAUCUCUAUUGGUUAUUCCAACUGUUGAUAAAUUAGUUGUUGAACAUCAGCCAGACGCCAACCUGUGACAUGUUACUACACAAAUUAAUGACAGUUUCUGGGGAACCUUUGGCCCUCUGGAUGCUGUUAGACUCCACUGCCCAUGAACCCCAGCCAGCUUGGUCAGGGAUGAUGGGAGUUGUAGUUCAGCAAUAUUUGAAGGACAGUAUGUUCCCAACUCUUGUUUUAAGGACUCAAGAUAAUGAAAAUGGUGUGUUUUUUAUUAUUAUGGGAUAAAUGAUUUGUGUCUGCAGACCAUGGAGCAAUUUAUUCUAUUUGCGCUAGCUUAAAUAACCUUGAGAUACCAACAUGGGAAAGAAGGAACAAUGGCAACAAAAGCCCAAAGCUUUAAGGUGGUUACUAGUGGGGAGCUACAUCAUGGUUCUUAGAAUAAAAGGAUCAGUAGUGAGGCUGAAGAUUCACUGCUGCUGAUUUUUUGUUUACAUAUUUAGCCAAAAGGUAGCUGCCAGUCGGAUUGGCCUGACAGUGUCUGUGGAUCCUAGGUCAACUGCAGCAGUUACUAUUAGUCCUAGUUGCAGAGGUACAGUGGUGCCUUUUCCUCUGCAGAGUUCAAUUCCAGUUUUUCUUGCAGCAGUAUUAUCAGUUAGGAUAACAGAAUAGGUGGAAAUGAUGAUUGUUUAUUUAAUUUCACAAGAGUUGAUAGGAGCAGCUCAGAAUCGCCUUCCGUGGCUUUGGUUAAAUUAGCACAGCCAGAGCAUGCCAUACCUCAUAUGUCAGAUCUCUUCCCCCCGUGUAAUUGCUAUGUCACAUGCCUAUGCUAAACAAGCAAGGCUGGAACAUACAGCCUGCUGAUGUUAAGGGGGACCAAUCAUGACCUCUGCAAAUGCAGCACUAAGGAUUGUGGCACUCUUCACCAUCUCAAUUUCCCUCCCUAAGAUUAAAUAGCUUCUUCUGUAGUGCCCCCCUGCCAUACAGCAAGCUGCCCCUGUUUGUGCAUGGGAAACAGCUUCUGAAGCUCUGCAACCAAGGGACAAAGCUAGUUCCCAAAAUUAGCACUAAGGCGUUAAGGUCUACCAUUGUCCUAGCUCUUGGAAGUCCAGUGUAUGAUUCUUUUCCCUGCCGCAUUAUGCCUCAAAAGCAGGAUUGGAUUGUAAUAACGAAAUAAUUUAGAUGUGGAAGUGUUUCUGUCUAAUUGUAAAAUACAGUAAGGACUAUGCUGCACAUCAAAAUGCAAACAUGCCAAAAAAAUUCUAGGCACAGCAGCUUUAGUGCAGGGUAUUUUUUGGGGGGUGGAGAAGUGGAUGAUUAAUUCUUUUCAGGCUGACUGCUUUUAGAGCUGGAACUUCUUUCCCUAAGAUACUUUUCUAGGAUUCCAGAUGGUGCUUAUCUUGCAGUACAUGACUUUAGAAUUGCAGGGACCUGUUGCAGCAAAAUGAAAAAAAUCAAAAGGGGUUAAGCAUCCCAAAUCUCUGCUGCUUCUCCACUGCAAGUUGUUCCCUUCUGAAGAGGCUUAGAAAACAUUUAGCCUUUGGUGUACUGCCUUCCACUACUGUGGAGAACCAUCUUAUCUCUCUGUGAUUUUUGCCAAAGACAAUCUCGUUGUAUGUCAGCUAGAAAGAAUCUUUAGUGUUCACUUAACUGCCUCCCAAAAAGUUGCAGUUUAACAUUCCCUCAGAGGGUUUUAGUCUGGAAAAAAAUUGUUUCCAAAUGCAUACAGAAAUCCCUGGCUGUCUUAUUGUUUGUGUAAUUUACUGUACUGUUUUUAUUUUUAUUGUGUAACCUCAAGGAGCCACUUUCUCAGGGCGAAAUUUAUCAAGGGUAUAUAUUUUGUCUGAGAAGCAACUCCUUAGAAUAUAAUACAGAAUGUUCGAUUAUAUAUACAGAGAACAAAAUACAUACAUUGUAAUCCUGAAUAUGGCUUUUCCAAACUGUGUUGUAUGGGUUUUUGUUUUUGGUAGUGAGCACAGCAAACACUUUAAGUGCAUUACGUUUUUAAAAAUUCUGAGAACAUGGUGGGGCAGUAUAGAAUUGGCUGGUUCACACAUUUACCCAGUUAGUGAUCCCUUCCAUGUGGUAGCAGAGGAAGUGCUUUUAUCUAAAGCAGUGUUUCCCCAACUUUUUGAACUCAAGUCACUUCUCCAGAAUUUACUCUACCCUCUGCUGUUGACAUCCCUGCACCAGUCUCUUGGGCUGUUCCAUAUGUAAACAAUAGAAAUCCUUGUACACGUGUAUACCUUUCCCUAUAUAGGGAUCUUGCUAUAUGUACUGAAAACCUGGCAUUAGAAGAGGAACAGAACAUCUGUUUUCCUCAUAAAGUCAUGCACAGCAAAACAACAUCAGAAGAAAGCAGCAUUCUGAACUCUUCUUUCCAAAUUGCACCCAGACGAUGAUGCACCAGUCAUCAUCUUCUGCCAGGGGGCAUUUAAUUCACCUAUUUCUUCAGAAUUCAGCCCCUCUUUGGAACAUUGCCCCCCCCCCCCCGCUUUACCAGGCCUUUCACUAGCCAAAGGAGGUCUGUGCUACACUCUGAGAAAUACUAAGCUAAGGUAACGUAUAGCAUGGGCACUACACAUGGAGAUGGAAUUUGCACUAUUCUUCCCUUUCAAAACGAGGAAAGGGAACACAAACCACAGAGCAAUCAUAAUGGGGGGUUGGAGGAACUGAGCAGCUAAUUCUCCAUUGGCUUUUGGAUCCAGUCUUUUGUGGGGAGGAGUGGAUCUGGCGCCAUAAUGCCCUACUUUUGGAGCUUUCUGCUGGCUAUUGCUGAUGAUAGCUUACUGCCUACUGGGCUGGAGGUGGGUAUUCCACUGCAGCAGAGCCACGUCCAUUAGGGACAUUCUUCACUGGUGGGAGACUGGUGCAUCCUAACCCGAGCCAUCAAUGUUGUGGGAUGUAGGAUUGCACCAUCAGGAUACAGAUAUAUGGGUCUCCUGCAGAACAUGUUCCUUUGGAUGUGGUGAAGAGGGAUGAUUUCUGGUACAAAAGGGUUAUUUCUGGCCAGGGAAGUAUGUGAAGCAGCCUAAUGUUUGGUGCUUUGCAAUCAUUUAUCUCUCAACUAUUUUAUUAAGGGUGCUUAUUUUUGUGUAAAUUAAAUUCUUGUUUAAAUAUGUAAGUGCAACGCUGGAAUCUUAAGAAAAUGUAGUACUGUAAAAGGAAAAUAAUGAUAACAUGUACUUCAAUGACAGCUUUUGUUUUGUUGUUGGAAUGCUACUGGUAAUUUUAUGGAGACGUCUCACAAAUUUAAUUAUAUGAAAAGCGGAUGUUUA
Molecule: messenger RNA, 5672 nt
Organism: Podarcis muralis (Common wall lizard)
Lineage: Eukaryota; Metazoa; Chordata; Lepidosauria; Squamata; Lacertidae
Gene: SLC16A14
Product: solute carrier family 16 member 14
Biological process (GO): monocarboxylic acid transport; transmembrane transport
Molecular function (GO): monocarboxylic acid transmembrane transporter activity
Source: RefSeq, a predicted model, not a curated record